ACAAGUCAAAAUGAUGAAGACUGUGUUGAUGGUUUCUUUGGCCUCUCCGCUGCUUUAUGGUGUAGGUUCGUUUAUAACAAGAUCAAAAUCCGUCGCAAGUUCGAUUUGGUCCGACUACUUCAAGCCGCCGCUAAACCCCGUUUCAUGUUCAACAGAUGGCCACGAAUUUAUUAUGUUGGAAACGAGAGAUGCUCCACCUGCACACUUCCUCACCAAAAUUGAAUCUUUUUCCUUACUUUCUGAGUAUCGUAUUUCAAAAUACGAAUCUAAAGUAUUUGAAGUUGAUGGUUACAAAUGGAGACUCGUAAUUUAUCCUAACGGGGAUGAGGGUCAAAUUAAGGGCAACAAUGUUUCCGUAUAUUUAGCCAUGGCUGACACUAGUUCGUUGCCUGUAGAUUGGGAGAUAUAUGCCGAUUUCACCAUCUUUCUCUAUGAUCAGUUUUCGGAUAAUUAUUUAUGUUUUAGAGGUAAUUACUAUGGACCUAGACAAAUGUUGUUUUCUUCUAAUUAAAAGUAAUUAGACAGUUUCUUAUUGUUGUUUUUAAUCUUGUUGGCCAGGAAAUGUGAGGCGCUUUCACGCAACUAAAUCCAAAUGGGGAUUUCCCAAAUUUAUGUCUAAGAAAAGUUUGAGAGAUCAAUCGAGCGGAUACCUUGUUAAGGAUAACCUUGUGCUUGGAGCUGAAGUUUUUGUCAUGAAAAAACAACGAAUCGUUGAGAGUGUGACAGUGCUUAAACCGAUGUAUACGAGAUUACGUGAUUGGAAGAUUGUUGAAUUCUCUAAAUUGGAAGGUGUUUGGGUUUCUGAAGAAUUCAACAUGAGAGAUGUUGAGUGGAAGUUGAAGCUAUAUCCAAAUGGAUAUUUCGAUUCAAAUGGAGAUGUGAGUUCAAAGGGCAAUGCCAUGUCAAUGAGUUUGGUAUGUGUUAGCGCUGAAAAAUUUACGGUUCAUCAAAAAGUAAAGGCAAAGUUUCACAUGCGCCUAAAAGGCAGAUCCGACCACGACUCUGGAAAACUUUCACAUUGGUUUACAUCUUCGAGUACAUGUUGUGGACAAAGUGCAUUCAUAAGUCUUGCUAAACUGCGAGAUCCAGAAAAUGGCUUCCUUGUCGAUGAUUGUUGCACUGUACAGGUAGAGAUUUUUGUUCAACUUGUUGCAUAG
Molecule: messenger RNA, 1157 nt
Organism: Erythranthe guttata (spotted monkey flower)
Lineage: Eukaryota; Viridiplantae; Streptophyta; Magnoliopsida; Lamiales; Phrymaceae
Source: RefSeq, a predicted model, not a curated record